AUGUCGGCCGAGCUCGCGCCCGAGGCCCAGCAGACCACAACUGCUGCGCCUGCAAACCCAGCGCCGGCCAAGGAACGGCACUCGCUGACUCUGGACCAGCGACGCGCUUUGCGGCGAUGGGCCAAUUCCCAGCCGGUGCGACCCAGCCAUAAGGCCUGCAUCGAGUGGUUCCAGAACCAGUACAACCAAACCAUCUCGCAGUCGACCGUGUCUCACUCACUGUCACCAAAGUAUGCCCGACUUGACACUGACACGAGCCUGUCCGGGUCGCGUCUACGCUUUGGCAAUUGGCCUGAUGUCGAGAAGCUUGUUUUGCUGUGGCACCAGCAAAUGGUAAACCAAGGCCGCCACCCAUCCAAUGAAGAGCUCGCCGAGAAGGCCAAGCAGAUCUUCACUCAACUGCCGCGCUACAAGGACGAAACCCCCCCGGAGUUUUCCCCGGGCUGGAUUCAUCGCUUCAAGAAACGCUACGGCUUGCUAAUUCGUCGCCAGCGCCGUCACGGCAGCGUAGUUAACCCGGGUGAGGACCUCAAUUACCUCGCCGAUGCCGUCCCGCGCUUCAUGAACAUAACCGCCGACAUCUCCCCGGCAGCCAUCCGUGAAACCGUCCAGCGCGUCAUCGGCGUCGAGGCCAGCCUGACAACCUGUGCUCGCGUCCGCGACGAGAUCAUCCGCCGCAUGGAGAACCCGCAGGUGCCGUCCACCCAGCAGCAGCCGAACGGCCCUCCCAGCACCAACGGCGACACCCCAAUGUACAACCCCGAAGAAGACCCCGAAGUCGUCUUGCAGAACGCCCUGCGCGCCCUGCAACAAGAAGAAGCCGAAGCCGAAGCCCACGCGGCCGCAGUCCGUGAAGAGCGCGAGCGCGCCGAGCGUGGCCUUCCUCCCCUCGGUACCAUCGCCGGCCAGACCUACGCUCAACAAGCUGCUGCGGCUGUUGGUGCCCUCAACGCCCCUCCUGUCACGGGCGCCAAUACUGCCAGGCCCAACGUGGCCCCCACGACGGCCGCCGCGGCCGCGACCCCCGCUGCUGCUGCGACGGCUACUAGGUUCAUUCCCGUUACGCCGCAGCCUGCGUCGACUGGCAGCGCGGCCACGGGUACCGAGGAUCUCACCUUGACACCUAUCCCUAGUGGUGCGCCGGUGUCGGCGACUGAGAGGCCUGUCCGGUGCCCGUUUUGUGUCAAUCAGCGCAUGCUGAGGACCAUCAAGGAAGCCGUGGAGCAUAUGUCUACCCAUGUGAUUGUGUAA
Molecule: messenger RNA, 1251 nt
Organism: Thermochaetoides thermophila DSM 1495
Lineage: Eukaryota; Fungi; Ascomycota; Sordariomycetes; Sordariales; Chaetomiaceae
Exons: 1
Coding region: 1-1251 (416 amino acids)
Cellular component (GO): nucleus
Molecular function (GO): DNA binding
Source: RefSeq, a predicted model, not a curated record